AGUCGUGGUGCACUGGCUAGAACGAGAAAUAGCCCAAAUGGGCCCACCGACGGAGAUCGAUUCUAGACCGACCGAGCAUCAAGCGAACGCUUUACCACUUUACCGCUUUACCCGUCCCAAUAUGAACUAGCACAUCCCGGGCCUGACUAUACAACAUAACAACGUCAGCAACAGCAGUAGGUUAGCAGAUUGGCGGAUCACUGUGUGGACCAGAACAACGUGUAUGUGUUGCCGUGACCUGCGCGAUCCCCGGAUCUGUCGCCCAUAGAUUCUUAAGGACCGAGAUGGUUUGACGUCUCUGAUGUUUUGACAGCGAUUCACGAGUGCAUGUCAUCACAGCUAUAUUUAUUCCAUUGCGCGCUUUUGGUUUUAUUUAGUAUGGGAGUGGCAGUUCUCUUUUUGAAGAUGCAAGAAACGUAUUUUCCAGUACAUGAUCUACACGGGAGUGACUGUCCUCCUAUAGACGAGGCACUAGAUAAAGAUGCAUAGCUUCAAUCCCUAUUUUUGACACAUACCUAUUCGACUGUAUUAUACAGAAAUACGGUCUUGAUUGCGAAAAACUGUUUUGUCGUUCAGAUGUUUGCCUAUGCUUCCGACAGCGCUCCUCCAAGAACUGCGAUAGAUACGUGCCCGGAUAUUGGACACUAUCUUACAAGUCCUGCAUGCAAGGUGUGAUCGGUUCCACAAGAAGAAUGGUGAGCUGUUUACAACCAUGCACAUGACACCCAUUUGCCCUACUGAAGUGUGAAGCAACAUUUUUAGUGUGGGCGACUUCCCUGAAUUUGACCUGAAGUUUUUUUUCCCACUGUAUCGCCAUGGGACGUAUUCUAUUUGCAAGAAUCAACUUUCCUUUACGUGAUUAAAAACAUAUUUACUUCUGUGUGAACGAUUUUCUCAUGUUAUUUAUUUUGUCACGUUACAGAAACUUUUGGCGUCGAGUAUAUUAACAUUUGAUCAAAGUCUAAGAUACACGGAUAUUUGGUCGACGUCCUUGUCCCACUGCUAUUGCAGGCCUACAGACUUCAGCCUCGCACGAAGACAAAAAACGCAUGACCGAAAUCACAAUACAGCGAUGUCCACAAAGAAAAGUAUUCAUAUCAACGUUGCCAUAUUUGGUCUGGGACGCAUAGGAAGACGCCAUUUGCAAGGUCUGGCGAGAACAUUCCGAGUGAACAUCAAAUGGAUCGUUGACGAUAUUUCCCUCCAUGACGACAUACGAACAUUACUACAAAAAUACAGACUGGAACACGUGACCCGAUUGGCGUCACUGGAAGAUGCGGACAUCGUUCACUUGGACACAAGUGUCGAAGUUGUAUUUGUGUGCACACCGACAUGGCAGCACGAAGACAUUGUCAAGAAAGCUUUGACUACAGGAAAACAUGUCUUUUGCGAGAAACCUGUUGCCCUGACUGUGGAGACAGUCGAAUAUUGCUAUGCCUUAGCGAAAGAGAACAAUCGCAUUUUGUUCUGCGCUUUCAAUAAGCGAUUCGAUCCUGAUUUCGAUGUAAUUUACAAAAAGAAACAAAAUGGCGAUCUAGGCAAAGUUCGACAACUCAUCAUGAUAUCAAGAGACCCACCAGUACCGAUCAGUUACAUCAAGGUGUCAGGUGGAAUAUUUUACGACUCGUGUAUCCACCAGCUGGACUACGUGUGUUACUUUCUAGGCGAGCGCCCCCUUACGGUCGUUGCCCAUGGAAACACGACGUCACUGAAGGCCGACGACUAUCGAGACUGUAAUGACGUGGAUCUCUCGACAAUAAUUCUCACCUUCCCGAGUGGAGCCAUCGCGGUUAUUGAGACUACUCGCGAGUGCUUGCACGGGUAUGACCAGCACCUUGAGGUUCUCGGAUCGAAAGCAAUAGCCAAGUGUGGAAAUACCCCUGUGUCUGCCAGCAAAGUGUUGUUGGCUACUGGGGUAAUACAAGAUGGCUGCCCAGAUGUGUUCGCAAGAUUCGGCAAGUCGUAUGUUGUCGAGGUAGACCACUUCCUGGAUGUCGUUCAGGGUAAAACGGAAUGUCUUGUGAAGCCACACGAAUGCAUCAUGGCGUCCGAGUUGGCACAUCUUUGUGAAGAAUCACUCAAAACGGGCCAGGUCGUUAAAGUGCCACAAAAGAAUUGAAAUGACGCUUGGUCCAAGAUGUCAUAUCUGUAGGGAUGCAAUGAAAAGCAAAACACCCAACUUUUUAAAUAUGUGUGAUGUCUUAUAAUAAGAAUAACAUUUAUCAAACGUACGUCAGUAGAGGAAAAACAUCGUGAGCUAGCGGUGGGUUUUUUUGUGUGUGUUUUUUUUGUUUGUUUGUUUGUUUGUUUGUUAUUGUUUUUUUGACAGCCGCUAGCCCAUCGGGCUACUGGUUUUGCAUUUGUCACUAGCCCUGUGUUAAAAAGCAAUAGCCCCGGGCGUCGGACUAACGGAUUUGUCGAACUCUAUCUUAUUGACAUGUGAGGAGUUUAACUUAUGUGAAAACAAUAUUUUUAAUACAAUAAAAUAUUUAUAAAAUGAA
This is a messenger RNA of Gigantopelta aegis, 2501 nucleotides long. RefSeq lists its product as uncharacterized. Lineage: Eukaryota; Metazoa; Mollusca; Gastropoda; Neomphalida; Peltospiridae. The coding region runs from base 1073 to 2119 and encodes 348 amino acids. Gene Ontology annotation, cellular component: cytoplasm. The transcript has 8 exons. Gene Ontology annotation, biological process: NADPH regeneration. The record is from RefSeq and is a predicted model, not a curated record. Gene Ontology annotation, molecular function: nucleotide binding; oxidoreductase activity.